Hibiscus syriacus is the source of this 1971-nucleotide messenger RNA. Its product is annotated as serine/threonine-protein kinase BSK1-like. Gene Ontology annotation, molecular function: ATP binding; protein binding; protein kinase activity. The transcript is spliced from 9 exons. Gene Ontology annotation, biological process: brassinosteroid mediated signaling pathway; protein phosphorylation. The record is from RefSeq and is a predicted model, not a curated record. Lineage: Eukaryota; Viridiplantae; Streptophyta; Magnoliopsida; Malvales; Malvaceae. The coding region runs from base 148 to 1701 and encodes 517 amino acids.
ACACGAGCUCCCCGUUUCCCUCUAAUCUCCCAAAACCCCUAAGCUUCUUAUUCUUCUUCGUUUUAUUUAGCAAGCAACAAAGAAGGAGAAUAAGAGGAAUCCUUGUGGUUAUAUAUUGAACUUUCAAAUCAACUCACCCUCUGAGUUAUGGGCUGCUGCGAGUCUUCCUUUCUUAGACGACGCGACUCGGACCAAAAAACCAAUCACAACUCCAACGCCAACAACAACGGUCUCCCUCAGGCCAGUAACGGUCCUGCCCAACCCUCCCCCGGAACAGAUUCACUUGCCGCUGUCGCCGUAGGAUUCCUUCGGUUCUCGGAGUUCUCUAUUGCUGAGCUUAAGGCUGCUACCAACAACUUCAGCUCCGAUUUCAUCGUCUCCGAAAGCGGCGAAAAGGCUCCCAAUGUGGUCUAUAAAGGCCGCCUCCAAAACGACAGUAAUCGCCGGUGGAUCGCCGUCAAAAAAUUCUCCAAGUUAGCCUGGCCCGAUCCGAAACAAUUCGCCGAUGAAGCUUGGGGUGUCGGGAAGCUGAGACAUAAGAGAGUCGCGAAUUUGAUUGGCUAUUGCUGCGACGGUGACGAGAGAUUGCUUGUUGCUGAAUACAUGCCCAAUGAUACCCUUGCAAAGCAUUUAUUUCACUGGGAGAACCAGACUAUUGAGUGGGCCAUGCGAUUGCGAGUUGCUUUAUAUAUAGCUGAAGCGUUAGAAUAUUGUAGUAGUGAAGGUCGUCCACUGUACCAUGAUCUGAAUGCAUAUAGGGUUCUCUUUGAUGAGAAUGGUGAUCCUCGACUUUCAUGUUUUGGCUUGAUGAAGAACAGUAGGGACGGAAAAAGUUAUAGUACCAAUCUUGCGUAUACACCUCCAGAGUAUCUAAGAAACGGAAGGGUCACUCCUGAAAGUGUUAUAUUCAGCUUUGGAACUGUCCUUUUAGAUCUACUCAGCGGAAAGCACAUUCCCCCAAGCCAUGCCCUUGAUAUGAUACGGGGAAAAAAUAUUCUUCUUUUAAUGGAUUCUCAUCUAGAGGGAAACUUUUCAACUGAAGAGGCGACAGUGGUCUUUGAUCUCGCCUCACGAUGUUUGCAAUAUGAACCAAGGGAGCGGCCUAGUACGAAAGAUCUUGUGGAUACAGUUUCCCCUUUGCAAAAUAAAUCUGAUGUUCCAUCUUAUGUGAUGUUGGGAAUUUCCAAGCAGGAGGAUGGGCCUCCUCUUCAGCAACCUCCGUCUCCUCCUCUGCAGCCUCUGUCUCCAAUGGGCGAUGCCUGUUCAAGGAUGGAUCUGACUGCUAUCCAUCAAAUUUUGGUAAUGACACAUUACAAAGAUGAUGAAGGAACAAAUGAGCUAUCCUUUCAAGAAUGGACUCAACAAAUGAGAGAUAUGUUGGAGGCAAGAAAGCAUGGAGAUGUGGCAUUUCGUGACAAAGAUUUUAGAACCGCUAUAGAAUGCUAUUCUCAGUUCAUAGAUGUUGGAACCAUGGUUUCUCCAACUGUGUAUGCACGGAGAAGUCUAUGCCAUCUUCUCUGUGAUCAGCCAGAUGCUGCUCUCCGAGAUGCAAUGCAAGCACAAUGUGUCUACCCAGACUGGUCGACAGCAUUUUACAUGCAAGCUGUUGCCCUUGCCAAGCUAGAAAUGCACAAGGAUGCGGCUGACAUGUUGAAUGAAGCUGCUGCUCUAGAAGAGAAAAGGCAACGGGGCAGGAAAUGAUCUUGAGAAGUCUAAGUUGUGGAGCUGUAAAAUUCGUUUGUAAUGGGGCUGAAAUCAGCUCUUAUGAUGGUUGUUGUAACCAAACAUGUGAAAUUCAUGUAUAGUAGAAAGUCGAAAUUGUGAUCUCCGUCCAAAUGUGGCAUGUUCUAUUUAUCCAGGGAGGGAGGAGAGGCACUUGUAUUUCCCACUGGUACUUCCAUUUGGCAAUGUCAUCACCUCUUUCUUUUCUUUUGCUGCUAUCUUAAUGAAAUAAUCAAUUUUGCUUGCUCA